Closterium sp. Naga37s-1 is the source of this 273-nucleotide messenger RNA. The record is from the annotation of a GenBank genome assembly. NCBI's taxonomy places the organism in Eukaryota, Viridiplantae, Streptophyta, Zygnematophyceae, Desmidiales, Closteriaceae.
AUGCGCAUAACGCUUCUCGCGCCCAUCAACGGCGCGUUCACCUCCCUGCCGGCCGUCACGCGCCGCUACCUCACGCGCCGCGCCAGCGUCAUGCACCGCGUGCUCGCCUUCCACACUCUCGGCCGGAAGCUCUCUGCCGCUCAGCUGGCACAACUACCGGCAGGCUCAUUGGUCCUCCCCUCUCUCCUCAACUACCCCUCCCUCUCUCCCUCCUCUGCCACUCCCUCUCUUUCCAUCCCCCCACCCCAAAAUCCUCCCUCUCGCCUGCGCUGA